Molecule: messenger RNA, 2689 nt
Organism: Agrilus planipennis (emerald ash borer)
Lineage: Eukaryota; Metazoa; Arthropoda; Insecta; Coleoptera; Buprestidae
Gene: stl
Product: A disintegrin and metalloproteinase with thrombospondin motifs adt-1
Exons: 13
Coding region: 146-2590 (814 amino acids)
Biological process (GO): proteolysis; extracellular matrix organization
Cellular component (GO): extracellular matrix
Molecular function (GO): metalloendopeptidase activity
Source: RefSeq, a predicted model, not a curated record
GAAGCACUUCAAAUGUUGGAUGUACUACAUGAAUGUACGAAAAGCAUAAUGUUUGAAGUUCGUUUCAAACGCCGCAAGAAAUGUCAUUAUUGUUUUUGAACUAAAACUUUUUAAAGACUUUAUUUGUAACAACGUUCCGAAAUGUAUGAGUAAGACAUUUUUUGUGUGUGUAGCAGUUUAUUUGUAUAUUUCAAGUAUGGGGAGUGUAAUAAAUGGGGUUUUAAUAAUUUUUACCCUAAUGUUUCAGUAUGGUUGCAAUUUUCAGAUCGAUCAAGAAGUGUUAAAGUCAAUGAUGGGUGGCAAGGUUUCGAAUUCUCAAAGUAACGGGGCUGAUCCUUCGUACUCAAUUGUAUUUCCUGAAAUUUUAAAACGUAAAGUUCGUCGUUCUGCGACAUUUGAAGAAGAAGACGAGUCUUCAUCGAAACGGGUACUGCUAAAAUCUCCCAGUAUCAAUGUUAAUUUUUCCCUGGAUUUGGUCCCCGUAACUACUAUUCUUUCUCCAGAGUUUUUGGUGUUGGAAACGUUUCAAAACAAAUCUAACAUAUUACCAAUUAAUCAUCAUGAAAUAAGGAAUUGCUUGUACAGGAGUAAAACUGCUGCUCUUAGCAUGUGUGACGGACAAAUGUUAAAUCUUAUUGAUAGUAUAGUUUUGAAAUUGUUCAUACAGGUUCAACUUCUUUAUCAUGAUCCUAGUUUAGGACAUGCUGUAAAUUUUAUUUUAAAAAGGCUGGAGAUUUUGAAAGAAGAACCUGUGAAUUUGACAAGACCUCCAGAUAUUGAUAGAUUCCUCUCAAGUUUUUGUAACUGGCAAAGAACAAAAAAUCCUGGUGGCGAUAGAGAACCUCAACAUUGGGAUCAUGCCCUUAUGCUAACAGGUCUCGAUUUGUAUGUUAAAAGUAAACAUGGUAAAGUGUCCAGUCAAGUUGUCGGCUUAGCCCCAGUUGCAGGAAUGUGCACACCAACAAGUAGUUGCACCGUAAACGAAGGAAGACAUUUCGAAAGCGUUUAUGUAGUAGCCCAUGAAAUUGGACAUAAUCUCGGUAUGAGACACGACGGGCCGCUGGCUGAUAAUAAUUGUGACCCUACGAGUUAUAUUAUGUCGCCAACGCUUGGAAGUGGCAAAAUAACUUGGUCACCCUGUAGUAAAAAAUACUUGCAAACAUUUUUAGACACUCCUCAAUCAAAAUGUCUCCUUGAUCACGGUAAUUCUGCUGGACAACUGGAUCAUGAAGCCGAAGGUAAUUUACCGGGUGAAAGAUUCAAUGCCGAUCAGCAGUGUAGAUUAAAGUAUGGGAAAGAUAGCAAACACUCGCCUCAUCAACCAUUAGAAGACAUAUGUCGAGAUCUACAUUGCGAUAGAGAAAAAUAUACGUGGACUUCACAUCCAGCACUCGAAGGAACGAAAUGUGGUCAUAGCAUGUGGUGUAGGGGUGGAAAAUGUAUUUCCAGAAAACUGAAUCCAUUUAAAAUGGCUUACGCAAGUAGUCCUGGAGCACUCGUUAUAGAGAAAGUGGAUGGAAGCUGGUCAAAGUGGAAGUCAAAAGGUGAAUGCGAUUCAGGCUGCUUAUUUGGAGAAGAAGGAAGACUUAGAAGUGGUAGCACAGGAAUCGAGGUUUCUGUUAGGAAAUGUGAUAACCCACGUCCUCAAGGAGGUGGUAGAACUUGUCAAGGAAUUGAUAAAAGAUAUCAGACGUGUGUCGCAAAGCAAUGUUUGAAUGUACCGCGUUUGACCAUAAACGAAUUUGCAAACCAGAUUUGUACCAGAGCGAAAGAUGUAGACAAGGAAUUUACUGGGUUUGGAUUCCAAAAGAAUAGUUUAGACGCUCAAGAAUCUUGCGCUGUUUGGUGUCAAAGGCGAAACGGCCAAAUUAAAGCACGGGGUUGGAGCUUCCCUGAUGGAACAGUAUGUAAUAUGAAACGUGGAAAUAGUACAGAAAGCCCAACUUAUUGUAUCAACGGACGAUGUGAGGAAUUCAUCUGUAAGUCUUCCGAGGAAACUAAAUUUCUUCAGCAUUCUGAACAAUGUCCAAAAAUAAAAGUAGCUUCGGAACUCUCGCAAAAGUUAAAUAAAAGGAAAUCAAUGGAACCUGUUGAAAAUUGGACUGUCGCAAGCAGUUGUCAUUACAAUUGUAUUGUUCCUGGCAAGGGAAUUCGCUUGGUUUUUAAUAAACAUAAACGAAAAUAUUAUACAAUUCAAUUGUGUCAGCCAAAUAAACAAACUUGCAAUAAACUUAAAUCUCCAUUACAAUAUGCUUCAAUGAUAUGCCGUCAGUAUAAAGAUAAAGUACAAGGUUUAUCCGGAUUUGGUUUGCAAAUUUUUCCUAAUGAUGAGGAAGAUGUAGAUAGACCCUGCAAAGUUGCUUGUCAAGAUGAUAAAAUUUUGCAUAGGUUUUAUCUAGUUAAUGGUAAAGGGGGUUGGUUUCCAUUCGGGACAGAGUGUUCAGGGAGAAACAUGAAAAGAAAAGCUUACUGCGUUAGCGGAAAAUGUAUUGAAUUUACCCAAGAAGACGUUCCGCUUUCUGAAUUUACGGAUUCGUUAUUUCCAAAGCUUUUAAGAAAACGACGAUGGUUAAAAAAUACAGUGAAUUAAUCUAAAGGUAGAUUAAAGAAUGUAUUAAUAUUAAAUAUUAUAAUUGGACUGUGAUUUUGCACUUUACUAUAGUCAUUCCUAUUAAUAAAGCAUUUUUAG